UUUGCGCCUAAUUUUUUUGCCUACGACGCAGUGUAAAAGUGGCCUAACCGAGCUUAGGCCACUUUUGCCUUCUGGCAACAUUUGGUGUUUUGGCGGGUUAGGCUGACAGCUGUCGUCGAACGAAGUUUCAUAUUAUAAUUUUCCUGCUCAAACCGCUAAAAAAACUUUGUUGAAAAGUUUUAGAAAACUUAAAGUACCUACUAUGAACGACUUGGAAAAUUCAGAAGAUGUGGAAGAAAAUAUGCGAUCGCUAUUUGGUUCUGAUUACCAUGGUUCAGGGUCAGAAUAUUGUCCGUCAGAACAGCACUCUUCAUCCGAUUUGGAAGAUGUUUUGCAAGAGGGACUUGAAAGUUCAAGAUUAGAAGAAGACAGAAUCGCAAGGAAACCAAAGAAGAGAAUUAGAAAAACUGAGAAUUGGGCCAGGAAUGUGAAGAAAUCAAAACGUAAUAAAGGAGAGGAAUAUACCAACUACAAGGGGGUAACUGUACCAGCUAAGACACCUAAGCACCAGAUUUAA
This is a messenger RNA of Colias croceus (clouded yellow), 517 nucleotides long. RefSeq lists its product as uncharacterized. The record is from RefSeq and is a predicted model, not a curated record. Lineage: Eukaryota; Metazoa; Arthropoda; Insecta; Lepidoptera; Pieridae. The coding region runs from base 203 to 517 and encodes 104 amino acids. The transcript has 3 exons.